Molecule: messenger RNA, 471 nt
Organism: Haemonchus placei
Lineage: Eukaryota; Metazoa; Nematoda; Chromadorea; Rhabditida; Trichostrongylidae
Source: the annotation of a GenBank genome assembly
AUGCCAUCGCAACCAAUCUACUCUCCAUCCAUUGUUCGAACGUAUUCCGAUGGUCCUGUUCAAGUUCGACCCCGUCAGGCUGCUCCCAAUCGACCACCACUUAGCCCAACUUUCGGAGAUCCACCACCUCGAACCAACUUAGCCACUCAAUGUCUACAUCGAACGCUUCUGCUGAGGUCAUCAACUCGAACUGCAACCAGUCCUUCUACGGGUUCACUAAGUCCCGGAAUACAUUCUGCACCCAGCGAGCUCGUCCACAAACCCAUUGAUGAGGAAGAAGUCGUAGCAAGACCAAAUCUACUGAAACUUGAAGAAAUCACGCCAUUUUCCAUUCAUGCCGAACGAAGAGUCUCCGAGUGUCUGACAAUAGCUUCCCACUGGUCAACCACCAACUCUGGGUUUGUUCAAUUUAUUGAUUUAUCGAUUGAUCGCUACCUAAACUUUUGUGCUAUGUAUGUUCAAUACAAAUGA